GAUGUUUGGCGAACGCGGUAUCGUGCACUCGCUCGUCCAUCGUCGAACGGAGACGUAAGAACCAGACCGAUGCUCUUCCGCAAGAAAGUCUUCCGUGGCUUUGCCCUCCUGCUGGCGACGACAGUGAUGUUUAGCUAUAACUUCCACCCUCGCGUGAAUGAAAGAUCUUCCGGUGAGACGAAGAAUUCGACAAGGUCAUCCCAUAAGCGAGAAGGUCGCGGUGAGCCUCCCACGAUUGUUUUGAAGGAAAUGAAAGAAAACCGCAUUAAAGACAAUCAGGCAUCGCGGAGAAAGCGUGUGAGGGAAAUGUGCAAGCAGUUUAAUGUUAUCGAAGACAUAGCUUAUACAGUACACAGAAGACAUUACUAUUUCUUCGAUUACAACGCUACUGUCUGCGCCGUGCCGAAAGCAGGUUCGUCGACAUGGCGAGUGCACGUAAGGCAGGUCAACGGCGGACCCCCACGAAACGUUUCAGUCGAAGAUGACAAACGUCGACAAACGUUUCACCAGUCUGAUCUCCGUCAGGUGGUGGCCAGCACGGUCUCCUCGUCGACACUUGUUAUGUCCGUGAGGCAUCCGCUGACACGCCUCGUAUCUCGCUUUUCGGAAUAAAUACGAUGAUGGUAGACCUAUGCGCGGCUAUAACAGAGAACACGAGGAAAAAAAGUUGAAGGUUUUGUUUACGCCGCGAUGGAACGAAAAUUUUCGCCAAUUUUGGAUUCCCGCGAUGAUCACGAACGGACUUCUGCCUCAAAAUAUUUCGGCGAAAAUCGGACUGAAUUUCACCUUUGAACCCGAGAAGUUGUACGAUCCCUCGGUGUAUCUUAAAAUUUUCAAGCUAAAACGACCCGUAAUCACCUUCGUCCAGUUCUUACGUCACGUGAUCGCCACGCACAAGAGCCAAUCACCUGAUAAUCACUGGAAGACAUCUGCUAACACAUGCUCCCCGUGUACCUUCCCGUACGAGUACAUCGUCAAGACAGAAACGUUUGAUGAGGAUCUGAAUUACGUUUUGGGCGCACUGAGGCUCCCAGCCAAACCCAGACUCGCCGAAAAUCGAAUGAGAUCCGGCAGGAAUAAAGAUCGGAAAGACCUCAGAUACUACAAAAGAGUAUCUCAGGAUAUCAGAAAGCAAAUCUACGACAUUUUCAAAAUUGACUUCGAAAUGUUUGGCUACAAACUACCGCCGGGUUUUCUCAAGGGACCCUAUGUGUAA
Molecule: messenger RNA, 1216 nt
Organism: Penaeus monodon (black tiger shrimp)
Lineage: Eukaryota; Metazoa; Arthropoda; Malacostraca; Decapoda; Penaeidae
Product: carbohydrate sulfotransferase 11-like
Exons: 7
Coding region: 632-1216 (194 amino acids)
Biological process (GO): carbohydrate biosynthetic process
Cellular component (GO): membrane
Molecular function (GO): sulfotransferase activity
Source: RefSeq, a predicted model, not a curated record